ACAAAUCCUCACUUUAAACAGGGAGGCGUAAACACUUGGCUCUUGCCUCUUGAUGUUGUUGUUUGAGGUGAACACCCGAGCCAUUAGGUGUAUCGCUGCCCCCGGAGGCCACCUCAUCACCCAGUCCGUAUUUGCUUCACCUUCCCCUGAGUCUCUAGACAAAGUAAAACACAGGGAGCGUGGGCAGUGAUGGUGAAAGCUGCCUGGUGAAGCACUGGUGCCAGGAGAGUUUGUCAGUGAGGGGCACAGCCAGGAUUAGAUUGAGUUAGACAAGUCAUGUGAACUCCCAUGUGAGGCACCGCCAUGUUCAGUGACUGGCCCUCGGAGCUCGUCCCCCAACAGGGCUGGGGGGACGAGGCUGCCAUCAGUGCUUUCAAGGAUGCAAUACCCUGGACUGUUGGAAGAGACUUUGUGGCAGGAACAGCCAAGCAUCUUGCUGGAAGUCUGGGCCUCACUAAGCCUGGGCCUCCCACUAAGAGCAAAAUUAUUCAUGACAAACAGUUACAAGUCCUCAUGCCAGCUCUAGGUCAUGGAUUGAGUUUUCCUCUGUCGGAAAUUGACAUCCUACGUGACUGUGUCAAUGUCUACUGUGAGUGGCUGUCAGCUCUACUACCCAAUCCCAAAAGCAGUGUUCCCAGCCCAAUACUCAAUGAUCCAAACCACUAUGCAAGAAUUAUCAUCAAUCAUUUUUAUUAUUUGUUUGUCCCACGAGGAGCUCAAGGACCUGACGUCAUUAAUCGGCAAGCUGUGCUGUGUCACCGUGUCCUGCGUACACUACAGAACAUAGCACAGAACUCGCCUUAUCUCAGUGAAGACACUUGGCAGACACUCCUAAUGUUUCUCCUCCAUAUCAACUCAGCACUCUUGUCUCCACCCACUGUUAAAGUUCCAGAUGAGAGUGAGGGUGCUCCCAGCUCCACUCUAAGUCUAAACUUUACUGGAGAUGUGGCUGAGGAUGCAGGAGAGCAGCUGUGUGAGAGGGUGUUGAGUGUUCUGUUUGAGACAUGGCUGCUGGCUUGUGCCCGCUGCUUCCCUCCACCACCACUAUGGAAUGCCCUCAGAGAGAGCUGUCAGAGGUGGCGCCACCGGGCCGGCCUCAUUGAACAGUGGAACAGGAUCAAUUUUGCUCUAACACGCAAGCUCAUCUGCUUCAUGUAUGGCUCCUCCUUCCCUGAAAUCUCUAUUUCUGAGGAUGACUUGAACAUCAUUCCCACUAAUAUGAGUAAGGACUGCAUUGCUCAGGUCUGGUACCGCAUUUUACACAUAAUUGGCAACCCUGUAGAUUUGAGUCGUCAUACAGUCAUCAGCAAGACUCCAGCUUUCCUGAAAUAUGCCAUUUCCUCUGCACUUGUGAUUGAACCCAGCCAGCAUCCCUGUCUCCAGAUGUUGCCUUCAAUCUUUCUAACUGCAAUGAAGGGCAUUUCAGGCUUAGUUGAUGCUUUUCUGGGUGUUCCUAAUACCUCACUGGAUAACCUCAACCAAAAGGGACGACAGAUCUCACCAUCAUCUGUGUCACUGUCAUCAGAAAGCAAAGAUAAUGCUGCUCGGUUGUUGGCAAAUGGAAGACCCAAAUGCAAUAGUAUCUUACAUCUGUUUGGCCCAUGGCUGUUUGAAGCUGCACUUAUCAACUGUAAUUUACAAGCCAGCCCUGGAUCUCAACACAAGUCAGAUGCAGGUGGAGGAGCAAGUUCUGGGGCUCGCAGGCCUGUGUCUGGGUUUGGUGGAGAGGUUGCCAAGAAGACCACUGAUGCACCAGCAUCUGGGGACCAUUCUGAGCGUCUUACUAACCUGAUGCCUCAGCACUUUCAGGGAGGCAGAGCUGAGGCCCUUGGUGCCCUGUGCAGGAUAUUUUGUUCCAAGAAAACGGGGGAAGAAAUCUUGCCAGUAUACCUGGCUAGAUUCUACAUUGCCCUCCAUCAAGGACUGCGAGAGUCUGAUACAGCCAUCUUGUCUCCCCAUGAGUCCAGUCAACCACCAACACAAAGAUACAGCACAAAAGCUGGAAUGUGUAGUGAGACAGCAGCAAGUGUACUGGUGAAUGGGGUGGACCUGUUUCGUUUGGACCUUCAGGGUGUAGUGAGCCUUGUCCCAAGUGUUUUGGGAGUACUAGAGUGUGUCCUGCCUGAGGGGGAGCUCAGCACACCUUUACAGCUCCCUGUCACCUUGCUUCGCCGUGCUGCCACCCACAUCCUCCUUUCCAUCCUGCCUCUCCCUCUUCACUUCCAGGGUCUCCAGGUGAAGGAAAUAGGAAAUAACAGUGGAGAACGACUGGCUUUGUCACAUCUCCGACCCCAGCUAGUCAAUCUCCUCACCAAUGCAUUACAAGUGGAGACUGACCCUUCUAACACACAAAUGCUUCUUGGUGGGCUGCUCUUCUGUGUUCAAGAUGCAGCUCUCUGUGAAGUAAUGGACUCCAUAUCACAGCACAAUUUCUCAACAGAUAGAGAUCAUAACAUUAUGUCCUCAGGUGCCUCAGACACUGUUAGUUCGCAUGGUGACUAUAACAGUCUGCUGGAUGAAGCCUGUGAGGUGCUGCCAGAAGGAGGCCUUGGACAGAUGUCAGCCACAAGCUUUCCUUCCUCCUCCACAACCACCACAACACAUGCAACCAUGUUGACCACCACAGAUGGUGAAGCUACACCAAUUUUAGAAGAUUCGGACUCUGCCCAUGCCCUGUUUGUGCGCUCCAUCUACCUGGUGUGCCACAGACUCAUAUCAUCCUGGAAAAGUGAUGUUAACGUAUCUUUAGCCGGGUUGGAGCUCCUGUCUGGCUUGGCUCGACUGAGUAUUGCUGAACAAGAUGGCUUAGAGUGUAAGCGAGCUGUAAAGUGGCUAUGUGACUACAUAGCCUCCCAGUGUUACAGACCACCUCGGGCACACUCCAAGGACCUGCACUCAACAAUAGUUGCUGCUUUUCACUGUGCAAGUGUUUGGCUUGUUGCUCACCCCUACCUGCUGCAGGACAAAGAGUGUCUGGCAACAGUGCUGGAGGUUGUGGAGUUAGGCAUCUCAGGAUCUAAGUCACAGGUAAAAUCAAGUGAUGCUCCACGCCUGAAGCACGAAAAAGAGCUGAAACCUGCCAGCAUGCGAGUGAGAGAUGCUGCUGAAGCAUUGCUGUCCUGUGUAUUGUCUCAGGUUGGCACAUUUCCUUCUGUGUGUGGAGCUGAAUCCCUGUCUUCUCUGCUGGAUGAGAUGACACUAUUGAGGCAUUGCAAUACCUGGGGAGGCUCAGACCAGCUCACCCGUGACUCAGCAGCUCAGCACUUCAGAUAUUUUGUGGCCCAAAACUCCAUAAUGCUUGCCCUUCUGGAGCAACCUCUCGGCAAUCACCAAGUUUGCACCCUGCCAGACCCCCAGCCAACAGUGACAGCUCUGAUAAGAGGACCAUUUGGGAGGGUGGCUUGGACCAUGCAGUUGAGACACCUUCCCAGACACAAAUCUUCAGCCAAAUUAUACACAGUGAACCCUGGACGACCACUUCCCAUGAAUGAUGUGGGAAUAAAGCACAAUGUGAAGCCAAAGUAUUUUCCUGAUAGCGUGGAGAGAAUACCUCUCUGCAAAGCAGACAAGUCUGUUCCAUCUCUAGAGAGUGUCAUUAUGAAUGAAGAGAAAUCUACACUUGAACAUGAGAAGCUUCUCCAGAUAUUGGACCAUCAGGUGAUUGCAUUUGAAGAGAAUGUUCAGCGUCAGGUUGAGAGAGAAACCUCAGAGUACCCUGAUGUGGAGACAGAGUGUGUUGCUCCUUCACUCUGCCACGAGUUCCAGACAGCACGCCUCCUCCUCUCCCACUUUGGCUUUUUGUCACUGGAUGCUCUGCAGGAAUCUGUUGAGUCAGCAGUGCCAUCUCUGGUUGCCCUGGAUUCCAGUAUGGCAGGGUUUGCACGAGAUCUUGAAAUUCUUGACAACACCAACAACCGAACAGUAGACACUGCUCAUGUGUUCUAUGUACAGGCGGGUCAGACUGCUCCACUUGAUAUACUGUCUAAUGUGGUGAGUUGUAGUUCUGUCCAUCCUCACUUUAUGGAGUUUCUCAAUGGACUGGGAUGGACUGUCAAUGUCCACCAACACCCUGGCUGGACCGGCCAUGUCUCCACUGCAUUCUCAGUCACUCCGCAGUCACAGGAAGGGACCAUUGACAGUAACCAUGGAGGCAGUGGCUUCAGUGGAAAGACUCAUGUACUGUAUUGGUCAGAUGCUCUCAGUGAAAUGGCAUUUGUUGUCCCUGCCCCCUCUCAAGGUCUGACAGCUUGCCAUCCUUCGAGCUCUGGCAAUAUCAACACAGUUGGUUUGGUGUUGGACUCAUAUGACAAGGCUGUAAGUGGUGGAGGUGGUGGUGGUUCUGGCAGUGAGCGCUCAGACUCCCUGCCUCCAUGUGAUGCAGACGUGGAGGGUAGCUCCUCCAUCUCCUCACAUGCUUCACAGACAUCCUAUGGCCAGGGAAGUGAAAACAGGAGUAGAAAAUUUGGCCGACAGACAAGUGCUGUGGCAUGUAGUGACCACAAAGUGUACAUUGUGUGGCUGGAAAGUUUUGAUGACUGUUAUACUUUCCCAGCACUUGAGCUGCUUCCAGAGACAGUGACUGGUCUUGAAUCCUCAUCUUGGAAGGACAAGGAGGCCAUGGUGUACAUAAUAUUUAUUCAUGCUCUUACCAAUGGUCUCUUCAGGAUAAGACUGCAAGGGCAGAAUGCAAAGCUGAACAUGGCUGGUCCUCUUGUGGAUGGGCAGGUGGUGAGCAGGAGGGUCCUUGGCACACUCGUAAGGCAGACAGCGCUCAACAUGUGUCGGCGGAGGAGACUUGAGAGUGACAGUUAUCAGCCACCUCAUGUGAGAAGGAAGUUGCGGAUCCAGGAAAUGGUACAAAAGUACAGGUAUGAAAUGAAUGAGCCAGAAUUUUAUACUCACUUGUUUACAAGUCCACUCUGUUAGGCAGGGUGCUAGUAUCUGUGUAUAGUAGUGCUUGAAUCAUCAUGUAUGCAUUUUUUCUCCAUUUUUGCAGUUUCAUGCAGUUCCACAUAACUACAUAGUUUUAUUUAUCAUAAUUUACCGCAAAAGUAUGUACGUGAUGAGCAGUUUACUUAACAGACUGACAAGAUAAUCAGCUUAAAAUUGCUAAAGAAUCUCUCUCUCUCUCUCUCUCUCUCUCUCUCUCUCUCUCUCUCUCUCUCUCUCUCUCUCUCUCUCUCUCUCUCUCUCUCUCUCUCAUCACAUAUCUUUAUUCAAAGCAUAUACCAGCACAGCCAAUAGUUAUACUGAGUCUUAUCAGAACCUUUCAUCAAUUUUGUUUAUUUAAAAAGUUACAGUUUUCAACAAGUAAAACUCCAUUCUUCUCUGUAUUAAGCUGUUCACAUACAUAUACAGUGAAACCUCAGUUACUGAACAUCUCCCUUUCUGAAAAAUUCAGUUUUCAAACAAAAACUUUAACUCAUAAUUGUUUCAGUUGCCAUACACUAAUUCAGUUUUUCAAACAAAGUUACUUGAUUUCAGAUACUAAAAGACAAAAAAAAAAUGCUAUUUAUUAUUAAUUUAUAGUCUAUAAAUAUUUCCUUCAUUUUUAUAUAUUUGGGGGAGAGACACUUUGAGUAAGACUGCAAUUCAUUUUUUUAAUUAAGUUAAAUGUAAUCCAUUGAAUAGCCUAGAUGUAAACAAACAAGGUUCAGGAGUUCAGGAGUAAUCCCAAGCCACCUGUGGCUCUCUUGAUGACCCACAAUGCCAUCACUACUUCAACUGUAUUUUCCCAGUAACUUUUCCCCACCAGCAAGAUGUCCAAGUGUUAUGAUCACCUUCAUUUUGGCAGUGAGUGGGUUGCUCCUCUCUGUGUCACUCUGUAAGGCUUCCCUCACUUGAUCAAUGACAAAGAGAAUACCUUCACAGUCUAAACAAUAUCUUAUGAAGAGUUCUGUGUCACUAAAUUCAUUCAAUACAUCCCUUCUGUAUAAUAAUUUCUGAGCUGGAGAUGUUGUGGAGCAGCCAUCUUAGCAAUGGGAGCAUCUGUCAUAAGCCGAAAAGAUGGGGUGAUGGGUGUCCAGAAACACAUUAAUACAUUUUACAUUGGGGAAAAUAGUGUCGGUUUUCAAACAUUUCAGAUUUCAAACAGCAUUCAGGAACAAAUUAAGUUCAAGAACCGAGCUCCCACUGUAUUUGGUAUCUUAAAAGUUAUAAUUGACUUAGAGAAGGUAAUGAUUGUAUGUUCAGUUGAUUACUAACAGUAAUACUGAUUCAGAAACAAUGAAAAAGUUUUGAGUUGUUUUCAUAUGUUUAAACACUUUGCAGGUUGUGUCGUAAAAAUCCUCCAGCAGGAGUGAAUAAUGUAUGAAUUUGUUAUUGUUGAAGUUUUCUGUAUAUUAACCCAAAGACUUUGAAAUUUAGAAUUUACAUUCCUUUAUAGGUAACUUGUAUGUUAAUAUGUAACAAAAUAAUUUGUAUAUGUUGAAAUGAAUUCUAAGUUUUCAGCAUUUUGGAAAGAUUUUUUGUGGCACCAAUAGACUUGGAAAUGCAUGAAAUUGACAAGUAUUGUAAGAGCUUAUAUAUAUAUAUAUAUAUAUAUAUAUAUAUAUAUAUAUAUAUAUAUAUAUAUAUAUAUAUAUAUAUAUAUAUAUAUAUAUAUAUAUAUAUAUAUAUAUAUAUACACAAACACACACACACACUCAUACACCCUCCAUUCACAAUCUUAGCCCCAAUAAGCAGUGCAAAGUAUGUUAUGCAUGAGGCAAUUAUUGUUAUCCUGAUAUGUUCUAGAUGAUAAAUUGCAGAGUUUAGAGAACUGUAUGAUCCUGUAUUGUAUAAGUUACUCAGAAAUAGGAGGAGGCAACUGCUUGAGAGUUACUUUCAAGAAAAAAACAAUAAAAAACAUUAAAGAUAUUCAAAUAAUUUAA
Messenger RNA from Scylla paramamosain (green mud crab), 6872 nucleotides. Its product is annotated as ral GTPase-activating protein subunit beta-like. Gene Ontology annotation, biological process: activation of GTPase activity; regulation of small GTPase mediated signal transduction. The record is from RefSeq and is a predicted model, not a curated record. Lineage: Eukaryota; Metazoa; Arthropoda; Malacostraca; Decapoda; Portunidae. Bases 304 to 4926 code for a protein of 1540 amino acids. Gene Ontology annotation, molecular function: GTPase activator activity. The transcript has 35 exons.